CGGGCGAGUUCUCCAGGGUCCGCGAGGCGUGGCCGGAUGACCACUGUCCACUUUUCCUCUUGUCCUCGUCACGCUCCUCGCUUCACGCUUCACCACCAUGUCUUUCAUCCCUGUGGCUGCAGACUCGGACUUCCCCAUCCAGAACCUGCCCUACGGGGUCUUCUCCACCCCGGACAAACCACGGCCACGGAUUGGUGUGGCCAUCGGAGACCAGAUCCUGGACCUCAGUGCCAUUAAGCAUCUUUUCACUGGACCUGUCCUCACCAAACACCAGGAUGUCUUCACUGAGUCAACUCUCAACAGCUUCAUGGGCCUGGGCCCGGCUGCCUGGAAGGAAGCAAGAGCUCUCCUGCAGAACCUGCUGGCUGCCAGCCAAGCCAGGCUUCGGGACGACAAGGAGCUUCGGGGGCGCGCAUUCACCUCGCAGGCUUCGGCCACAAUGCACCUUCCGGCCGCCAUUGGAGACUACACGGACUUCUACUCCUCCAGGCAGCAUGCCACCAACAUUGGAAUCAUGUUCAGGGGCAAAGAGAAUGCACUGAUGCCCAACUGGUUGAGCUUACCAGUGGGCUACCAUGGCCGCGCCUCCUCCGUCGUGGUGUCCGGCACCCCAAUCCGCAGGCCCAUGGGACAGAUGAGGCCUGAUAACUCCCAGCCUCCUGUGUACGGGCCCUGCAAGCGCCUGGAUAUGGAGCUGGAAAUGGCUUUUUUUGUAGGCCCAGGGAACUGCUUGGGAGAGCCCAUCCCCAUUUCCAAGGCCCACGAGCAUAUCUUUGGAAUGGUUCUCAUGAAUGACUGGAGUGCCCGAGACAUUCAGCAGUGGGAGUAUGUCCCCCUUGGGCCGUUCCUCGGAAAGAGCUUUGCCACCACCAUCUCCCCAUGGGUGGUGCCCAUGGAUGCCCUCGCGCCCUUCACUGUGCCCAACCCCAAGCAGGACCCCAGGCCCCUGCCCUACCUCUGCCAUGACCAGCCCUACACGUUUGAUAUCAACCUGUCUGUUGCCCUGAAAGGAGAAGGAAUGAGCCAGGCAGCCACCAUAUGCAGGUCCAACUUCAAGCACAUGUACUGGACCAUGCUGCAGCAGCUGGCGCACCACUCUGUCAACGGCUGCAAUCUGCGGCCAGGUGACCUCCUGGCUUCGGGAACAAUCAGCGGGCCGGAGCCAGAAAACUUUGGCUGCAUGCUGGAGCUGUCCUGGAAGGGGACGAAGGCCAUCGAGCUGGGGCAGGGACAGACCAGGAUGUUUCUGCAAGAUGGGGACAACGUCAUCAUCACAGGGCACUGCCAGGGAGACGGCUACCGUGUGGGCUUUGGCCAGUGCACUGGGAAGGUGCUGCCCGCCCACUCACCACUCUGAGGACUUGCAGGGGUGGGCCUCCCACUGUGGCCACUGCCUGUUGUUUCUUUGGGAUCAAUAAAGCCACUGCACUGUG
This is a messenger RNA of Fukomys damarensis (Damara mole-rat), 1433 nucleotides long. Its product is annotated as fumarylacetoacetase. Lineage: Eukaryota; Metazoa; Chordata; Mammalia; Rodentia; Bathyergidae. The record is from RefSeq and is a predicted model, not a curated record. Gene Ontology annotation, biological process: homogentisate catabolic process; L-phenylalanine catabolic process; L-tyrosine catabolic process. Bases 98 to 1357 code for a protein of 419 amino acids. The transcript is spliced from 14 exons. Gene Ontology annotation, molecular function: fumarylacetoacetase activity.